AUGAAUCGGCCGACCCAUAUCAUCGACCCAGGAGGGGACGUGAUGUUGGUGCUUUCUCCCCAAGACGAGUCCGAGUACUCAACCCCCAUGGGAACUAUUGAUGGAGAUGUACCCGAGGAAACCACCGAUGAGCCGGUUGAAGAGAUUUUCUACAUUCAAGUCUCUGCGAAACAUUUGAAGCGUGCAUCGCCAUUUUUCAGAAGCCUUUUCCUUGGCGCCGGGGACAAAAGCCAAAUUUAUGAGCUGAACGGCUUGACCCAUAUUGAUGAAUAUGGCUGGGAUCUGGACGCGCUCUUGAUUGUGCUUCGUGGGAUCCAUGACCAGCACCAGGACAUACCGGAAAAUCUGACCCUCGAGAUGGUCGCCAAAGUUGCUCAAAUAAUGAAACAUUAUAGAUGCAAGAAAGCCCUUUCCAGCAUAAUCAGUAAGUGGAUCACGAAUCUGGAGGAUAUUCCUACGACGUAUUCUCAGGAUUUAAUGCUGUGGGUGUGGAUUUCCUGGGCUUUCAAACUCCCUGCCCAGUACAACCAAUCAACCUCGGUAGCCAUGUCAUGCAGUAAACACGAGUUUAACAACUGGACCAUUCCACUUCCCAGAAGCAUCAUCGAAUUGAUGAACAGAGGUAGACAGGAGGCCAUCGAAUACCUGCUCAUUAGCCUUCAUAACACACACGAGACCUUUCAGCUGGGCCAUGGAGGCUGUGACGUUUUGCGUCCGUCUUUUUGUGGAUCUUUCUCCACAAUGCUGCAGUGCACGAUUUUUCUCGCAAUGGAUCAUGACGUUCCUUUCAAGAAUUUGAAUUAUACGUCUCUCGUGGAGAUGAUCUUGACAUUCCACGCAAAAGCAUAUUGCGCACACUGUACAUCCUUGCUCCCAUUUGUGGAAUUGAACGGCUCUGUUGGAGGAUUGUUCCUACACCAACGUUCCUAG
Molecule: messenger RNA, 930 nt
Organism: Penicillium longicatenatum
Lineage: Eukaryota; Fungi; Ascomycota; Eurotiomycetes; Eurotiales; Aspergillaceae
Exons: 2
Coding region: 1-930 (309 amino acids)
Source: RefSeq, a predicted model, not a curated record